Culex pipiens pallens (northern house mosquito) is the source of this 2600-nucleotide messenger RNA. RefSeq names its product kin of IRRE-like protein 1. Lineage: Eukaryota; Metazoa; Arthropoda; Insecta; Diptera; Culicidae. Gene Ontology annotation, cellular component: neuron projection membrane. The record is from RefSeq and is a predicted model, not a curated record. Gene Ontology annotation, biological process: synapse organization. Bases 535 to 1689 code for a protein of 384 amino acids. The transcript is spliced from 5 exons.
UCGGAGUUAUCCAAUGGUCCAGUGAAGGAGAAAAUUUCCCGGAACUGACUUUCCUUUGAGAUGGAAAUCGUGUCCAUGGUUUGAAGAGGAAGACAGGCCUUUCCAACAAAAAAGGAUCAAUUCGAUUUCAAGUGCUCGGUCAUCACAGUGAAAGAAGAAAAUUUAUUGAAUUUCCCUGGAAAAUAACAAGCCCACCCCAACGAAAAAUGACUAUCGUCCAAAAUUAUUGAAACCACCCGCCUUUUUUUCCUGUGAAAGUUUUCAAGUGUGACCCACGAUGACAAUGGCUUCGGCGGGGUGAGGCCACGUGAAUCGUGUUAAUUUGUGCCCAAGUCAACCGUGAAGCGGCGAAAAGGUGGUGCAUUAAAAUUGUCCUCGUCGGCAGCCGGAUUUUCGGCCGUUGUGAGUGUGAGUGCAGUGCAGUGUGAGCAUCAACAAACACCGCAGUAUUUUUUGGGACCCCCCUCCUCCCCUCUGGGAGCAGCUGUCAGCACACUGUGAGCAUACACGCAGCAUACAAAGAGCAGCCACACCAUGAAGAAUCGAAUACAGCUGACCCUGGAUAUUUGGGUGUUUGUCGUCUAUGUUAUAGACCUCACCAGCUGCGGCAUCCAGCAGAACCCGUCGAUCGAUGGCCAUAAAUCAGUGCCGCUGGAGCACCUGAGGGCGUACGUGGCCGCGGCCUCAACGUCGUCGGCCGGCGGUGGCUCGGCGGCCCAGCAACUCCAGCACCAGCAUCACCAGUCGGACGGUCCCGGCAUGGUGCCCCAGUCCACAGGGGUCGGCAUCGGUUCCGUGAGCAAGUGGGAGGAACCGUACUUUGACGAAACGACGCCCCGGAACGUGACGGCCCUCGUCGGCAAGUCGGCGUACCUCAGCUGCCGGGUCAAGAACCUGGGCAAUAAAACGGUCUCCUGGAUACGGCACCGGGACAUUCACAUCCUGACGGUGGGCAGCUACACGUACACCUCGGACCAGCGCUUCCAGGCGACGCACCACAAAAACACCGACGACUGGACGCUGCAGAUCAAGUGGGCCCAGAAGCGGGACGCCGGAAUCUACGAGUGCCAGAUCUCGACCCAGCCCGUGCGCAGCUACUUUGUCACGCUGAGCGUUGUCGUACCCACGGCGACCAUCAUCGGCGGGCCGGAUCUGCACGUGGACAAGGGCAGCACCAUCAACCUGACCUGUGCCGUCAAGUACAGCCCGGAACCGCCGGCGUACAUCUUCUGGUACCACCACGACGAGGUCAUCAGCUACGAUUCGAGCCGCGGCGGCGUUUCCGUCAUCACGGAGAAGGGCGACGUCACGACGUCCCACCUGCUCAUCCAGAACGCCGACCUGGACGACUCCGGCAAGUACAGCUGCUCGCCGUCGAACGCGGACGUGGCCAGCGUGCGGGUGCACGUGCUCAACGUUCGGGCGGUUCUUUCAGGUGAACACCCGGAAGCGAUGCAAACCGGCACGGCCACCACGAUCCCACGGGCCACCACCCACGGCUGCCUGCUGGUGGCCACCCUCGGAGCGGUCCUCGUCAGCUGGGCGCUGCUCCUCCAAUGGAACUCCACCUCCGAUGACCGGACACGCCGACUUCCGGCGGGCCGAGAACGACGAAGACCGGUGAGUGAUGCUGGCCAGAAGGGCGACCUCGUUGAAAGCACCUGUCCCGGCGCGUGGAGUGGGAGAUGAUAGACCGGUUCGGAGCCAUCGCCCGAUACGUCGUUGACGCGGUCUUACCACCUAGCGAACAGCAGUAGAACCUGUCCAACCGGAAUGCCCUGAACAACAGCCGAGGUUGUUGUUUGUUGAGUCUGUACAGAGAAUGAAAAAAAAAAACGAGUGUCCCCAAAGGAAAAGUUGCAAAAAGUCAACAAGAUUCGGUCGGCAAAUCUCCAUAGGGCGCACGCGACCUUUAGGAAGUAAGGCACAAUUUGAGUAAUAAACAUAGUCAAAGCUACAAAAACACACAUAAAGAGAACAGAGCACACAUACAGUGUUAAGAAAUACUACAACUACGCGAUACUACUGAAACAAUAGUUGGUGUGAGAAAAAAGGAAGCAUGAGUGUGUGUUUUGUUUGUAAGAGAGAAAAUUGUAUAUUUUAAGCCUCCAGAAGUUCUGGAAUGCGUCCUGGAGCAUUAUAAGAAGAAGAAAAUAAGAUAAUUCCACAAAUAAGUAAGGGUAAGAAAGAGUUGAUGAGUGAUGUGAUGUGACAACGUUGAAUAAUCGGUACGUUACCGAUUCUGUACAAAGAAAGAAAAAUUGUGUAAAAAAUUUCUUUUGAUUGGUUUCUAAAUGUUUAAUUUAUACUUGAUUCCUUAACCUGAUGAAAGUGCGCUGGAAAAGCAAAAUAACUAUUUCAAAAUUAACUUUUUAGCUAUACAUUUUAAAAAAGAAUCUUGAAUUAAAGAAAAGCUGGGGUUUCGGGUACCCAAGUAUCUUACAAUAUCUAGCACACACAACUAUAUUUGAACUUUGUACCGAGACCAAUUUUCAGACAAGUAUAGAAAUCGUUUAAGAAUAGAACUAUUUGAAUAUUAAUUUCUGAGCACAAACCAAAAAACCCAAAAAACAUCUUUUACGAUACAGUUUACGAUGGUG